CUUUGGCUCCGCCUCCAAAGAGUUGCUUGAAGCAACAGGAAGCGACUCUGCUUUACCCCCAAAAAAGAUCGCACGGCUCGGGAAAGAAAAAAAAAAAAAAACUGGAGGCCGAAAUCAUAUCGCUUGAUUGGCUUAUCCACAGCAGAUCCGCUCCGAGCCACCAAAUCUGAGGCCGAAGCGAGCCGCGAGUUUAGAUCCAUGAACACGGGACUUAACGUGGCAGAUUGCUGAGGAUGUCUCCUUUAUAAAGCUCAAAUAAAUAAGCCAGGCUGCCACAGAGAAGAGCAGACGUGUCUGUUUGAGCCUGCCAUGGCCCAAGGCACCAGUAUCCAAUAUGAGCCCGUGGCAGAGAUAGGAGGGGGCGCUUAUGGAACCGUUUAUAAGGCCCGGGACAUGGAGAGCGGACAGUUUGUGGCUCUGAAGAGUGUACGUGUCCAGACAGACCAAGAGGGCCUCCCCAUCUCCACAGUCAGAGAAGUGGCUCUGCUGAAACGGCUGGAGCAGUUUGACCAUCCCAAUGUAGUCAAGCUUAUGGACGUGUGUGCAACCCAGAGGACGGACCAGGAGACUAAAGUUACCCUUGUGUUUGAGCAUGUGGACCAAGAUCUUAAGACCUACCUCGAGAGAGUGCCUGCACCAGGAUUAUCCCCCGACCGCAUCAAAGACUUGAUGCGGCAAUUGCUGUGUGGUUUGGCAUUCCUUCACUCUAAUCGCGUGAUGCACCGAGACCUGAAACCAGAGAAUAUUUUGGUGACCAGCCAAGGCCAGGUGAAGCUAGCAGACUUUGGGCUGGCCAGGAUCUACAGCUGCCACAUGGCCCUCACUCCUGUGGUAGUGACUCUGUGGUACCGCCCCCCCGAGGUGCUGCUGCAGUCCACAUACGCCACACCUGUGGAUAUCUGGAGCACCGGCUGCAUCUUUGCCGAGAUGUUCAGGCGCAAGCCUUUGUUCUGUGGAGAGUCAGAAGUGGACCAGCUGGGGAAAAUAUUUGAGGUUAUUGGUUUGCCAGCAGAAGAAGAAUGGCCAACUGAUGUUACACUUUCAAGAAAAAACUUCCCCCCUCUGUUCCCCCGCCCAAUCACAGACUUUGUUCCAGAGAUCAAUGAACAGGGGGCACAACUAUUGCUGGAAAUGCUGACGUUUGACCCCUUGAGACGAAUAUCCGCCCUGAAUGCACUAGACCACCCAUAUUUCCAAGAUGAGGAGAAAUCGCAAUGCAAUAGCUGAAAUGCAGUAAACGUUAUGGAGAGAAAUAACAGUGUCUGAAUCUAGACCUGACUUAACCUAAAUGGAUUUCAGUGUCAUUGAAUGCACUGCCAUUCAAGGCAUCAAAGUGUCUGGGUUAUGCCGUGGGAUAUUUUUUGUUACUUAUAACCCUUGCACCCAAUGAAUUCCUUAAUUGAGGUCUGAGAAAUGGAAUAUAAAAAUGUCGACGAGAGACCUGAAAAGAUAACUGGCAUACUUUCAAUGUAUAAAUGCCGCAGUUAAUGUUAACAUUGUCUUCAAGGACAGUAUUAGGGCUUUUGACAUUUGGUUUCUGUAUCAGUCUUGCCAGUAAUGACUGAUAUUCAGCAACUUCUGUUAUUAAUACAUUUAGCAGCCUUAUUUCUGCCAAAUGAUCUCUGCUGUAGAUGUCCAGUAUAUUGAAAAAAUAUCCAUCAAAAUGUUCAAAAACCAAUUUAAAUCAAUAAUUGAGGCUCAUCUCUAAAGUGUCGAUUUCUGAAAGGUUGCUCCAUGUUACUUUUAUACAGUGUCUACAGAGGGGGAAGUACAGACUGGACAUGUGGUAUUAUAGUUUGAACAAAGUCUCAGAAAAGUGACACUUCCAAGGAUUAGUAUGGUUUGAUGUCAUGGUGAUUUUAAUGUAUGUAUGUUUGUUUGUUUGUUUCUUAAUAUUUAACACAAACACUGUAAGCCUGUGGCACGGAGGAAUCUUGACGAAAAUGAAUAGCAUAUCAAUCAUGGGGCAAGAUGACCAAACGACAGUCUGAAAGAGUAACCGAGGGAAUCGAGGAACGGAUGACAUUGGACACACAUGACAAAAUACUGGGAUUGUCCUUGAAUAUUUCCAUAGAGUUUAUGCACACAGAAGACAUUGUUUGACGUGUUUGAGGAUUGACCGGGCCAAAAUGCUUAUAUAUAAGCUGUUUUAUUUUUUAUUGCUCCAUUCCUAAAAUCACCUGAAAUGAACCAGCACUGCAAAGACCAAUUAAUAAAAAUUGUUCUAAUCAUA
Molecule: messenger RNA, 2233 nt
Organism: Myripristis murdjan (pinecone soldierfish)
Lineage: Eukaryota; Metazoa; Chordata; Actinopteri; Holocentriformes; Holocentridae
Gene: cdk4
Product: cyclin dependent kinase 4
Exons: 8
Coding region: 310-1227 (305 amino acids)
Biological process (GO): regulation of gene expression; regulation of G2/M transition of mitotic cell cycle; G1/S transition of mitotic cell cycle
Cellular component (GO): nucleus; cyclin-dependent protein kinase holoenzyme complex; cytoplasm
Molecular function (GO): ATP binding; cyclin binding; cyclin-dependent protein serine/threonine kinase activity
Source: RefSeq, a predicted model, not a curated record